AACUGGCAACACUACACAGGUUCAUAAUUUGCCAGAAUGAGGUUUAUUUAAGUUUCAACGAAAAAGUUUAGUUUAAGAUGCACUUUAAUGUUUUGUUAUUCGUCGUCGUAUCGACGGUUUCUGCUUCAACCUCAAACAAUGACUCGUUUCACGAAUCGUUAAAUAUUCGUGUGUUGGGCAACGAACAAGUUUAUUCGUUUUUUAAUUUUACAACAAACUGGGACUUUGAAAACGAAUUCAACAAAACCCAUUAUAAUUUAUUCCCGAGAUCGAUCGGACAAAUCGUCCAAAAAUAUGAAAUCGCGGAACUUCAUUUUACGAUGACGCAGGGGUUAUGGAGGUAUCAGUUAUGGGGGUUUCCCGAUGCUUCAGCCCCAACGGGGGCGCAGGUGUGGGUUUGGUUCAAGAAAGGAACAAGAAAUAUCGAUGACAAAUGGAAAGGAUUCACAAACGCUUUGUCGGGAACUUUCUGCGCCUCGUUGAACUUAAUCAACCAUGAAGUAACCGUCUCGCCCAAGGUCUCGUUCCGACCAACGGGAGUCGUUGAAAGCGCUGACAACUCAUUGUUGCGUCAUGGGGGGUUGUCACGCGAGAAUUUGUGCACAGAGAAUCUUACCCCUUGGAUGAAAUUGUUGCCGUGUGGUUCGAAACAUGGACCUUCUUCGUUACUUAACCCAAGCUCACUACAACACAGCAGAUAUUUAUCAAUCGGUCUCCAUUAUAAUUCAUUAUGUCACGAUGUUGCUUGUAGUUCAACAUACGUACAACUUCAACAGCACGUCUCAGUUGUUCAUGAUAUACGAACAACUCUCGAUCAAUACCCCAACUUCAGCCUCGCUUCAAUAUUUGAUCGCCCCCUCCACCCAUCUUGCCCCCUUGCCACCACGAGCCACACCCACAUAGCCCCGCCCCUCGAUGUCGACAUCACGCCAACCAUGGAGACACGCGGCCAACUUAAAUAUCUCGAUCUACGAAACUUGAACUCUCCAACCAACAUAAAGUUUACAUGGCGACGGUUACCACGGUCACCAACCCCUGAAACAAUGGGCAUUGGCAGCCAUUGUUACAUCACAGGCCUUGGACAAGAUGGUGGAAUAACAUGUUUGUUAACAAACAAUGAACAUUAUAAUGUUUCAAUCAUAUUCCUCCAAGUUAUACCGUGGUACCUUCGCGCGCAAAUCCACACGUUGACCGUAAAAACAAACACGGGGUCAGACAUCGAGCCCACGUGGUUGUCGUUCACCCCCGCCCAUAUUAGGGGCUCACCCCACAACCUCGAGAUGGUACUUUCCCUACCCCGAGAAUCAAGAGUAACUUUAAGCUUGGGGUUUGAUCGUGGGUUCAUGACGUGGGUGACCCACCCCCCCGACGCUAACCAUGGGUUCUACAUUCAACCCUCUAUGAUAACGAUCCCCGCCCCCCAUGGUGUGGUGAGGGUUUAUGGGGAAGCUUUGCUCGUCAAUAUCCCGGUGCCGGACUUUUCAAUGCCGUACAAUGUCAUAUGUUUAGUUUGUACUGUGCUUGCAAUAGCCUUUGGUUCGCUACACAACUUAUCAACGAGGAAAUUUGAAGUUGUUCCGAAAUCUUCCCCAAAUAAUUUGUUUGGAAAAUUUGUUUCAGUUUUUAAAAAAUCAAGUCGAUGAUUGUGAUGUAAUUUUGAUUUUUAAAAAAAAUUUUUUAGGAAUAUUCCAAAAGGUCAAAAGUUGUGAGAAUGAUGUGUUUGUGUUUUGUAGA
Messenger RNA from Ciona intestinalis (vase tunicate), 1734 nucleotides. RefSeq names its product GPI-anchor transamidase component PIGT. Gene Ontology annotation, cellular component: GPI-anchor transamidase complex. The record is from RefSeq and is a predicted model, not a curated record. Gene Ontology annotation, biological process: attachment of GPI anchor to protein. NCBI's taxonomy places the organism in Eukaryota, Metazoa, Chordata, Ascidiacea, Phlebobranchia, Cionidae.